Molecule: messenger RNA, 703 nt
Organism: Funneliformis caledonium
Lineage: Eukaryota; Fungi; Glomeromycota; Glomeromycetes; Glomerales; Glomeraceae
Source: the annotation of a GenBank genome assembly
AUGACUAAAAACCAAAAUAGUAAAAAUAGUAAAAAUUCACCACACUGCUCUCAAGCAUCAACACCUCUGCCUAAUGAAGGUGAUCAACUUCAAUCCUCUCAUAACAAUAUAAUUGAUGAUAAUGAGAAUAGAAAACCUGAAAUACCUGCAAGCAGAAAUGCACAAAUCAAUGUGUCGAUGACUCCGGAAGAGGACGAAGUCAAUAGCUGGAAGGAACAAGUUCGAUUUUGGCAGAAUCAGCAUAAUAAUUUUCUUGUUCAAGUUAAGAAAAUUCGGGAGGAUAUGGAUCGUAUAAAGACUGAGAAUGACGCAUUAAUUUUCAUCAAUAAGGAGCUCAGAAGAAUGAAUGACGAAUUGAUGACAGAAAUUCAAUCGCCUCAGUUCAAAGAUGAUAAUCGCUUCUAUAAAGAUUGUUUACCACCAAAUAAUGCACCAGAUUGGGCUUGUAAACCUAAUGACAGUACUCAAGAGACAGCUCCAAAUAGAUCACAAACUCCUUCAGCUCGACCAGUUCGUACUGAAAUUCAAUCAGCUAGUACUGGAUCGGCUAGUACUGAAAGGACGACUCUGAAUGUGCGACUAAUAAAUCCUCCACCAACUCGUAAUUACGAUGAUUGGAUUAAUUAUAAUGCCGAAUAUGAGCAUCAAUACAGGGAAUCGUCAACUACUAGAAUGAUUAGAGGAGCAAUACAAAAAGCUGAUG